This is a messenger RNA of Myripristis murdjan (pinecone soldierfish), 2832 nucleotides long. RefSeq names its product calcium-sensing receptor (gene casr). Bases 1 to 2832 code for a protein of 943 amino acids. The record is from RefSeq and is a predicted model, not a curated record. NCBI's taxonomy places the organism in Eukaryota, Metazoa, Chordata, Actinopteri, Holocentriformes, Holocentridae. Gene Ontology annotation, cellular component: plasma membrane. Gene Ontology annotation, biological process: detection of calcium ion; regulation of calcium ion transport; intracellular calcium ion homeostasis. Gene Ontology annotation, molecular function: G protein-coupled receptor activity; calcium ion binding. The transcript has 6 exons.
AUGAGAUUUGCCCUGUAUUAUCUGCUGCUCCUGGGGUCCAGUUAUGUCAUUUCAACAUAUGGGCCCCAUCAGAGAGCACAGAAGACAGGUGAUAUUCUCCUAGGGGGGCUUUUCCCAAUACACUUCGGUGUUGCAUCUAAAGACCAAGACCUGGCAGCUCGGCCAGAAUCCACACAGUGUGUGAGAUACAAUUUCCGUGGAUUCCGCUGGCUCCAGGCCAUGAUUUUUGCAAUUGAUGAGAUUAACAACAGCAGCACUCUCCUGCCCAACAUCACACUUGGAUACAGGAUCUUUGACACAUGCAACACGGUGUCAAAGGCCCUGGAGGCCACGCUUAGUUUUGUGGCCCAAAAUAAGAUUGAUUCCCUUAAUUUAGAUGAAUUUUGUAACUGCACCGAUCACAUCCCAUCAACUAUCGCAGUAGUAGGAGCAUCUGGAUCUGCGGUCUCCACAGCAGUUGCAAAUUUACUGAGCCUCUUUUACAUUCCCCAGAUCAGCUACGCCUCUUCCAGUCGUCUACUGAGCAACAAGAACCAGUACAAGUCCUUCAUGAGAACCAUUCCCAUAGACGAGUACCAGGCCACUGCCAUGGCAGACGUCAUCGAGUACUUCCAGUGGAACUGGGUCAUUGCAGUGGCCUCGGAUGAUGAUUAUGGACGCCCAGGGAUUGAAAAGUUUGAGAAAGAGAUGGAAGAGCGAGACAUUUGCAUUCAUUUGAAUGAACUUAUUUCUCAGUACUUUGAGGAUCACGAAAUCCAAGCCCUGGUUGACAGGAUUGAGAACUCCACCGCUAAAGUAAUCGUAGUCUUUGCCAGUGGUCCUGAUGUUGAGCCCCUAAUCAAAGAGAUGGUCAGGCGAAACAUCACUGACCGCAUCUGGUUAGCCAGUGAGGCUUGGGCUAGCUCCUCCCUCAUUGCCAGACCAGAGUAUCUUGAUGUUAUGGCUGGCACUAUUGGAUUUGCUCUGAGGGCAGGGCACAUACCUGGCUUCAGGGAGUUCUUACAACAAGUCCAGCCAAAAAAAUCGAGUCAUAAUGAAUUUGUCAGGGAGUUUUGGGAGGAGACCUUCAACUGUUACCUGGAAGACAGCCUGAGGCUCCAAGACAGUGAGAAUGGCAGCACCAGUUCCAGACCACUGUGUACCGGCGAGGAGGAUAUUUUGAGUGUGGAGACCCCAUAUUUGGACUACACACACCUGCGCAUCUCCUACAACGUGUAUGUGGCAGUUUAUUCAAUUGCACAGGCCCUGCAGGACAUACUCACUUGCACACCUGGGAAUGGACUUUUUGCUAACAAUUCCUGUGCAGAUAUAAAGAAAAUGGAGGCAUGGCAGGUCCUGAAGCAGCUCAGACAUCUGAACUACACCAACAGCAUGGGGGAAAAGGUGCACUUUGAUGAGAACGCUGACUUGGUGGGGAACUACACCAUUAUAAACUGGCAGAGGUCUGCUGAGGAUGCCUCGGUGGUGUUUGAGGAGGUUGGAUACUACAACAUGCACUCCAAGAGAGGAGUCAAACUGUUCAUUGACAACACAAAGAUCCUGUGGAAUGGACACAGCUCUGAGGUGCCAUUUUCUAAUUGUAGUGAGGACUGUGAACCUGGAACAAGAAAGGGGAUCAUCGACAGUAUGCCCACAUGCUGCUUUGAAUGCACUGAGUGCUCAGAUGGAGAAUACAGUAACCAUAAAGACGCCAGCGUUUGCUCCAAGUGCCCAAAUAACUCCUGGUCUAAUGGGAACCACACAUUCUGCUUCCUGAAAGAAAUCGAGUUUCUCUCCUGGACGGAGCCUUUUGGGAUAGCUUUGGCCAUAUUUGCAGUGCUGGGCGUCGUCUUGACAGCCUUUGUGAUGGGAGUGUUUGUCAGAUUUCGCAACACCCCGAUCGUGAAGGCCACAAACCGAGAACUGUCCUAUGUCCUCCUGUUCUCACUCAUCUGUUGCUUCUCCAGCUCUCUCAUCUUCAUCGGUGAGCCACAGGACUGGACGUGCCGUUUGCGUCAACCUGCCUUUGGGAUAAGUUUUGUUCUCUGUAUCUCCUGCAUCCUAGUGAAAACCAACAGAGUGCUUUUGGUAUUUGAAGCCAAGAUCCCCACCAGCAUCCAUCGCAAAUGGUGGGGAUUAAACCUACAGUUUCUGCUGGUGUUUCUGUGCACAUUUGUCCAAGUAAUGAUAUGCGUGGUCUGGCUUUACAAUGCCCCUCCUGCAAGCUACAGGAAUCAUGACAUCGAUGAGAUCAUUUUUAUCACCUGCAACGAGGGCUCUAUGAUGGCUCUCGGGUUUCUGAUUGGCUAUACGUGCCUCCUGGCAGCCAUUUGCUUCUUCUUUGCAUUCAAAUCGCGGAAACUACCGGAGAACUUCACCGAGGCCAAGUUCAUCACCUUCAGUAUGCUCAUAUUCUUUAUUGUAUGGAUCUCCUUCAUUCCUGCUUACUUCAGCACGUAUGGCAAGUUUGUGUCAGCAGUGGAGGUCAUUGCUAUUCUGGCAUCCAGCUUUGGGCUGCUGGCUUGCAUCUUCUUCAACAAGGUCUACAUUAUCCUGUUCAAACCCUCCAGGAACACUAUAGAGGAAGUGAGAUGCAGCACUGCAGCCCAUGCAUUCAAAGUGGCUGCCAAGGCUACGCUAAAACACAGCUCUGCUUCAAGAAAAAAGUCCACCAGCACCGGUGGAUCCUCUGCGUCAACUCCCUCCUCUUCCAUCAGCCUCAAGACCAACGGCAAUGACCAAGACUCUACUUCAGGGCAGCAGAGGGGCAACAGGCCAAGGGUGAGCUUCGGGAGUGGGACAGUGACUCUGUCCUUGAGUUUUGAGGAGUCAAGAAGGAAUUCCAUGAUGUGA